AUGAGACGACGAUCACAUUCUGACGAGCAUACAGGUGUAGCGAAAGCUUGUAUGACAAAUGGCUCGAAUCUAUCUCACUCUACUUGUGCACAACAGCUUAAUGAUUCGAUGAUAUACAUGGAUGGACCGCAAGUUUACGCCUGUGCAAAGUGCAGAACUCAUCUCACAAGCCAUGACGAAAUUAUUUCGAAGAGUUUUCAUGGGCGCCAUGGUCGAGCUUUUCUUUUUGACCAUUGCGUGAAUGUCGAUAUUGGACCUGCAGAAGAAAGGCCACUAAUGACAGGCCUUCACAGUGUAUGUGACAUCUUCUGCAGGCGUUGCAAGGGCAUGGUGGGUUGGACGUAUAUCAAGGCAUACGAAGCGAGUCAAAAGUACAAGGAAGGAAAGUUCAUUCUUGAGAAAAUAAACCUCCACCUCGAAGCGAGCGACCAUUACAGAGUCGCCCCCCCACCAGGGGAAAAAAAUGAUCGAUUCCGAGCAAGAUCGAUCAGUUGGGGGAGCAAUCGUUUCUCUCACUUGCAGCCCAUCGAAGUCUACGAAUAUGAUGGUGCUUCUAAAAUCCGUGGAUUGGAUCUCAGUGAUUCGAAGCAGACAAGCGGGGGAGACUUGUCCGAGCAAUGCACUGUGCCAAAAUGUGACACUAUGCCACGCCUCUGA
Molecule: messenger RNA, 657 nt
Organism: Cylindrotheca closterium
Lineage: Eukaryota; Bacillariophyta; Bacillariophyceae; Bacillariales; Bacillariaceae
Source: the annotation of a GenBank genome assembly